Messenger RNA from Synchiropus splendidus (mandarinfish), 1291 nucleotides. Its product is annotated as C-1-tetrahydrofolate synthase, cytoplasmic-like. Gene Ontology annotation, cellular component: cytosol. Gene Ontology annotation, molecular function: methylenetetrahydrofolate dehydrogenase (NADP+) activity; methenyltetrahydrofolate cyclohydrolase activity. The transcript has 11 exons. NCBI's taxonomy places the organism in Eukaryota, Metazoa, Chordata, Actinopteri, Syngnathiformes, Callionymidae. Bases 94 to 1062 code for a protein of 322 amino acids. Gene Ontology annotation, biological process: tetrahydrofolate interconversion. The record is from RefSeq and is a predicted model, not a curated record.
UUCAACACGUGGACACCUGUCUCUCCUGUGGUUUAUCUGUCCCAAGGUUUGUGUGUCCAUCUAACAAACGCUGUGUCUCUCUGUCGAGCAGUCAUGUCUGUCUUGACCUCUGUUGCCGGUCGUGCCCUGUUCUCCUCACGGUACGGACACAAACGUACCAUAGCAACUCUCAUCUCUGGAAAAGAAGUGUCUAGGUUGCUGACAGAGAAAAUGAGGAGGGAAGUUGCAGAGAUGAUGAGUCAGGUUCCAGGCUUCCGUCCGGGCCUGCUGGUUCUCCAGGUGGGAGACCGGGACGACUCCAACUUGUACAUCAGCAGCAAACUGAAGGCUGCUGCCCAGGUCGGGAUUGAAGCCAAACAUGUGCGCCUGCCGCGCCACACCACCCAAGAGCAGGUGCUGCAAACCAUCAGGUCCAUCAACGCCAAGGAGGAGGUUCACGGCCUCAUCGUGCAGCUUCCACUUGACUGCGAGCUCAAGAUCGACAGUGACAUCGUGACAAAUACUGUUGAUCCGGAAAAAGAUGUGGACGGGUUGAGUUGCAUCAACGCAGGUAAAUUAGCUCGUGGAGAUCUGAGCAGCUGCUUCCUCCCCUGCACCCCCAAUGGCUGCAUGGAGCUGAUCAGACACGCAGGGGUCACUGUGGCGGGCAAACACGCCGUGGUGAUUGGACGCAGUCGGAUUGUGGGCGGGCCCAUGCAUGAUCUUCUUCUGUGGAAUCACGCCACUGUGACCACCUGUCACUCAAAGACCGUGGACCUUCCCAAACAGGUGGGUCGGGCUGACAUCCUAGUGGUGGGCGCUGGCAUGGCUGAGAUGGUCAGAGGAGAGUGGCUUAAGGAAGGCAGUGUGGUCAUUGACUGUGGCAUCAACUACAUCAGAGACGCCAGCCGCGCCAGUGGCCACCGGGUCGUGGGGGAUGUUCAUUUCCCGUCGGCCCGUCAGAAAGCAGCUUACAUCACACCUGUUCCUGGAGGCGUGGGGCCGAUGACCGUGGCGAUGCUGAUGCAGAACACGGUCCAGAGCGCUAAACGCUUCCUGCUGAAGAGCAAGACGCUGGCUUGAGAGUCGGGCACACUCCGACCCACACGUCAGGCUCUGGUGCUCCAGGUCUCACCUGGGCUGUGGAAUCAUGGAGAAACAAGCCAUCGGGAUGCAAAACAAUCUGCCGAGCAAAAAUAACGAUUAAGACAAAAAAUAUUUAAUCACAGACGUAAAGAAAGAUUUGGACCACACAAUCAGGAGCGAAACAUGUGACUAUGGUUUCCCUUCUCCAAUAAAGCAAGCUGUCACA